AUGGACUCCAGAAAAAAUGAAAUACAAUAAAAUGUGUGCGUAUGCAUUAGAAUUAAUAAACAAACAAACCUACGGGCAUCAUGUCAGAUUCAGUUUCGGCAUUGUAUAGAGGACAGAACCGAGAGAUUAAUUUAUUUUAUUUAAACUUCACGUGCUAAAUUCCGAAAACUUUAAUUUAAAAAUCUGUCUCAAAGGCUUUCUUUGCUUAAAACGCUGCAUCGUGAGCUAGUGGCGAAGUGUUGGUUGCUUCCCUUAAUUCGCGGUGCUCAGUAAUUUCAUAACAUCAAAAAUGUCUAAGCGGGGAACAGUACAUGUUGGAGCUUCUCGGAAAGAGUACGCUGCAGCCGAGGAGCGACUGCUUAACAUCUUUUCACCACCGCCCGCCGGCACAGAAGAAAUGAUAACAGUUUCUGAUUUUGGUCAGGCGUCAGCGGCAUCACCACAGUUGCAAGAGCCUAAUGAGAAUGUGCACGAUGUGGAUCCCUCAAGGGACAACAUGCUGCAGUUUAUAUCAGAUGAUUCGGAAAUACGCAGCCUGUUAGCAAACUCCGAUAGCAACGGUUUCAAGGGCUUCGAUGAUACAUUUCGCGACUACGGCGAUACAUCUGAGACACUGGACGCUGGCAACACUCCACUUAUAUUUGGCAUGUUCCGAAACAUGAACAAGUUCAUUGAGUGUCAAAGGUCAAAUCGUGGUUAUCUCAAUGCACAACUUUCAACUGCGCCAAUGGCAGUGAUGGAGGCAACCACAUCUGCCAACUAUUUACUUACGAAUGGUAAUAUCAAUGUUGACGAGUCUGAACAAGCGAUCCAGGAACAGGUCGCGAUCGAUUGUCAAAAUGUUAUUGAUCAGUCGCACUCCGACUGCGUCAUUUAUGAUGAUGAUAAUGUUGUAUUGCUGACGGAUGACCAAUGUUGCGAGAUUAUAGUGGCUGCUCACGGUGUUCAUACUGAUCAUGAAAUAGAACGUGCUUACUUAUUGGGUCUGCAACAACAAUCAACCAAUGAGCAAGAGCGGCUCAAUAAUGGUGUCAGCUAUUGUGCCAACCUGUGUACAGCUGAGGAGUACGAAGAUCCCAGUGCGGACACUAAUGUUUAUCUCAGUGAUGCGGCCUUGGAUCCGCAGCACCAACAUAACCAACAUCAUCAGCAGCAACAGCAACAACUAUUGCUCGAUGCAAACGAAGAAGAUCCAAAUCAGAUUAGUGACCCAUAUGUGGACGAACGCCCGGAUAUUUGUGAGGUAUACGACCACGAGCUGGAGGACCAUGAUGACGAUUGUAUAGUAAAUGAGGAGGAGAGUAACUUAGAGUUGCUUCAACAAGUUGCCAUGGAGCAGCAGCAGCAGCUCAACAUUUCCAGCAGUAUUGAGGAGCCGCAUGCCAUUGAUGUUAAGGAUCAACAAGCUACUGUAGCUACAGGUACCGCUACGGCCGCCAUACCCCACAGUAGCACUACAGAGUUUCCAGUUAGUUCCACGUCCAUGCCGAAUGAUAGUGACUAUGAUGACUGUCACGAUGACGUGGGGACAGCGGAGGAACAAUCUUUACCCAGGCAGCGUAAAUAUAUGCCUCUGUUAAAGAACACGCUCUCCGCGGAGGCGAUGGAUCGUCGGAUGGCCAACAUAUGUCAGUCGCAGCCGCAGAUGAGCCUGAACGAAAAGUUGGCCAACUGGAACUGUGCGAACAGCUGCGACGCUGUCGAGGACGUAGAAAACUUUGAGACUGUGUUUGAACAGCAUGAGGCUGAGCCAGGCACGCAAAAAUUUAGCGAGUUCUAUGAAUAUAUGCGAAAAAAUUUUUCCAAAAUGACACAGAGCAUGCAAGAAGGACCCCUGGAGGAUGCGGUCGACGAAACUGCAGCACCUGAGGCACUUAAGCAAAAGAGACCAUGCUAUAGACGCCUACUGCCUUCAAUGCCGGUGCAGCAGACCGAACUGAUUGUGCUCGAUGAUGAUGAUGACGAUGAUGAUUGUUUUGAAGUAAUGGUUAAUCCAUCAUCAGCAACAUUGGUGCCCAGAUUAAAUUGCGACCCAGAGCAACCAGAAGCUAUGCCGAAGAAAACACAGACGCAGCCCAUUUUGUCAGUGUGUGUUGAAUCAAAAGAAACAUCUACUACAGAUUUGGUUACUUCCACGGCGGCCUCUGAGCAACAAGAGUACAAAGAAUGUCGUGACUACACUCCGGUUGCAGAGCAAAACCAUCAAGGAGAACCCACUCAGCAUCAGCUGGAUGUACCAGUAAAGGAUACCAAGGAAGAAGUAGACCAAAACCAUAUGCUGAUACAGCAGCAACAAGAAUCACAAUGUCGCCCAUCAGGGCGCGCAAAAAGCGUUGAAUUCCAUAAUGAUGCGCAGUUCUAUAAGCAGCAUGAGUUUUGCAAUUAUCUUGGACUCACGGAGCUUGCAACGGCAAAUGCGGUGGCUACCGCCAUGCGGGAACUGGCCAACAGCAAUGUGGCGCGCCGUUCGCUUCGCGUACGUACGCAACAGCAACUGGACCGAAUGCGCAGCGAUGUUCGUGGCAGGCGAAGAGAACGGCAGCAGCAGCAGCGAGUACAGCAGCAGAAUCAACAGCACGGCCACCUAGAGGAGGAGCAGCAACAGCAGCAACGGCAGCUGCAUGAAAAGAAUAACCAGUUAAUCAGCGAUGACAGUAGCACCAUCACCAAUAAUACUAUUGCUAUUAGUACCAAGAGGACAGGUCUAGAUGGUAUCACGAUACCGCCGGCAACCGACAACACCUCAUUCAUAUACCCAAGACAGCCUGCAACUGGUGGCCCACCUAUUGAAUACUAUUGCCAUGCUAAACCUGAUAACCCGGGGCAAAAUCAGGGCAAUCGCAUGAUGGUUCCCACCGACUAUCAUGCAAUCUCCUUAGAGGCGGCAUUUGCAAAGGUGUAUGCCUCGGCAGCGCCAGCCCAAAACGAGCUGCACGAGUGUAUGCAAAACCGUCUGCGACAGGCACGUGAAACCAAACCUUCCAUUUACAUUGUGAAGUCCAUGAAUAAUGCCACCACGCCGGUACCGGACACAAGUUUGACGCCAGAAUUGCCGGAGCACCUGAAGUACAAAAGGAAACCAGAACUACCGUUAGAAGUCAGACCGUUACGCAAGGUGGGCAAAAAGAUGUUGUCCAAGGCAUCGAAACGCCGUCGAACCACUGGCGGUGCUAUAAUCGCGAAUACUCCAAAUGAACGAGAUUUAGUUACGCGGUCGACCACACAUUUGAACUCGAAAUUGCUGCGCAAUCGCAAAGUUAGCUUGUUGAAGACCUACGAACUGACAGAUGUGGCAACUAGCGGGCGUGGCAAGCGGCUAGCCGGUGGCUCGACUCCAGCCAAAAUGCCCAAAGUUCUAAAAAGAAAAGUUAAGAAGACAACAGCGCUGCCGGAACAAAUGGUGAUCAGCCUUGCGGCCUCGAUAAAUAAUCAUCCAGAUAAGUUACCGCCCCCUCCGCCUCCACCUAAGGUGAAGUUGUCGACAGUCGAACCAAAUGCAGUUAAGCGAAAGCGUUUACGUGCCAAAUCUCUGCCAUCGGCGUUAGGUAAAGAAGAACACGUGUCUAAAUGUUCUAGGAAUACUGACGAGGGCGUAAAGAUGCCUGACAUAAGUGUAAAACAGCAGCGACAACGGAAGUCUCCGAAAGCUGCUAUGGAUAUCGAAGACUUUAUCACGAAUAGCUCUGUCAUUAGUCCACCGCUGUACAGUGCAGCAGUCCGUCAUUAUGUUAAUGUUAUUCGUCAACCAAAGGAUUUGCCUGUUGCACAGCAGCCGAACCUAGAACAACAGUCGAAGUUGCAAAUGCCGCCGCCAUCUGCAAGCUUCUUCGAAGGCACAUCAUCUUUUGAGAAACAAUGCAAGCCUUCGUUAACGUAUCCGCCAUUGGCACCGCCACCUCCGCAGCGAACUCCACAUUUUUCCAGACGAAAUCGUCAAACAGCAGGAACAACACAAAACGCUCCUACAUCCCAAAUGCCAAAUGCGCACAUAACGCCACCAGUUGGUUGCCUUUUGUCCCUCAAAAAAGGAUCAACCGAGCUAAGCAACCCGCUGGCGGGAAAGAAUGGCAAGGUGCUUUAUAUAUACUAUGAGCUAGACCAGCUCAUUGUGGUGCAGGAGAAGUUGAUUUCAUUUUGGAAGUAUUCGAAAGUCUUUAAUGUACUGCAGAAGCCAACAAAGGACGAGCUUCACAGAACGGCGAUCUCACAAAACAAUGUUUUUAGCUCAAACAUAAAAGAUAAUACACGCAAGUCAUCUGCGGAUUCAGAAAAAUCCUCGGAAUGCUUAAACCAGAAAUGGGUAUAUUUAGGUGGAAUGCGUCAUGUUACAAACGAUAUUGAAAUUUCGUCUCCGUAUGACAAUCGCUUGUGUACGCACAACUCGACGCCCGUUUACAUUGAGAUGCGCAGCCAUCCGCUGGAUCAUCAUAAGCGUGAGAGUAAGCUUCUAUCGUUAUAUGUGAAUGUCUACUAUUACUGUGAGGAGGAGAUGCGGCCCAAGUUGCACUCGGUGCAUCUUGAUGCAGUCAAUUGUGACUGGAAUCAAGUCGUCUAUACGAGCAUAACGGAGUCACGAUACUUUGUUAUGGCUUGGCAGCAGGAUUUGAUGGUGGGCAAGCCGCGGGCUGGCAUUUGCAAGUACUCGCUGACACCUACACUUGACACGCUUGCCAGCAUACGGGAGUUUAAGCAACUGCGGCAUGAGCUGAAACAUAUUGAGUGUCUGAUGGAGGACCGUUUGAUUGGCUAUGGACAGACGCGAAUAACUAUUUGGGAUCAUCGAAGUGGUGACACGUUAAUGAAUUAUGAUCUGGGCUUCGAUUUGGGACAGAAUAUGGGCGUUAUGCAUUUUCCAAGCUUUGAAAUGGAUCAAAGCAGCCUACUUGUGUUGUAUCAACAUGUCAAGGAAUCGAAUAAAUGGCCGGAAUUACGUAUCAUUGCCUGCGAGCUGUCGCAUGCCGCACCAACGCAUCGUAUAUUGCACGUUCAUCGUCUCCCUUCGCCACAAUUUGAUUCACAGUUGGUUGCCAUCAAUACAGGCGAUCAUGUAAUACUUAAGUCACCAACGGACGAUGAAAUCUGGAUAACUACGUCGGAUCCGCAACAGCUAAUAUAUUUAGCACCGCAGGGCAACCAGCGUUUCUACACGCGUCAAAAGUCGCAGAUUAUAAUCAUGACGCCGAGUACGCUAAUCGUGGAUAGCAUUUCAAAUCAUGUAUUGAAGUUGGCCACUGCGCAUCUGCCGAACCUGGUUAUAGACCAUAAAAAUACGGUUAAAUCAGCUGUUGUCUCUUCCCAGCUGCCGGUGUAGAGACAACAUAAAUAGGGUUGAACAACACAACAUAAGACAAACAUCUGAAAACACGCUAAAUUCCCCGUCAUUUUAAAUCAGAGUGGGAUCGACAAGUGAAAAUAGUUUUUGGUUAUUUUAAAAAUUCUUUAAUGCUUACCAAAAUUUGUUUGUGGCAUUCUACCAUCUAUUAAAUAUAAUUAAAUGUAUAAUACCACAGAUGCUUUUGAAGUAGUAUAGUUAUC
Drosophila hydei is the source of this 5535-nucleotide messenger RNA. RefSeq lists its product as uncharacterized. The coding region runs from base 290 to 5311 and encodes 1673 amino acids. The record is from RefSeq and is a predicted model, not a curated record. NCBI's taxonomy places the organism in Eukaryota, Metazoa, Arthropoda, Insecta, Diptera, Drosophilidae. The transcript has 5 exons.